ACUUUCUUUUGGACCCCACAUCAUGUCCCCUUAGUGCCCCCAUGAUUAAUUUGAUUUAUUUCCAAAUUUUUCUACCACUAUACACACUUCUUUCUUCUCUCUUUCUCACCUAUAACAUUUUCUUAGCACAAUAAAUUCACAAAAAAAAAAAAAAAUUGAAAAAAAAAAAUUCAUCCUAGUUUUGUGUGUAUACAAACUAUGAUGUCCAAUGAGAAAAUUGGAGUAGGGGAAGGAUCAUCAUCAAGUGGUGGUGCUAUUACUAUUGCAUCCACACCACAUCAAGACAAUCAUCAUCGUCAGCCAUCAUCAGCACCAGCACCACAACAAUUGAGUCGAUACGAGUCGCAGAAGCGUCGCGACUGGAACACGUUCGGUCAGUAUUUGAAAAACCAGCGUCCGUCCGUACCGUUACCUCAGUGCAGCUACAACCACGUGUUAGAUUUCCUUCGAUACCUUGAUCAGUUCGGAAAGACUAAAGUUCACUUAAACGGUUGUCUGUUUUUCGGGCAACCCGACCCGCCCGGCCCAUGCACAUGUCCACUAAGACAAGCAUGGGGAAGCCUAGAUGCCUUAAUUGGUAGACUUAGGGCAGCCUAUGAAGAAAAUGGUGGUUUGCAAGAAAAUAACCCUUUUGCAAGUGGUGCAAUUAGGGUUUAUUUAAGAGAAGUGAGAGAUUUACAAGCUAAAGCAAGGGGAAUUCCAUAUAAAAAGAAGAAGAAAAAAAGGCCAAAUUUGCAAAUUAAGGCUAGUAACAACAAUGAUGGUGCUACUUCUGCAAAUUUUCAGCUACAAUCAUAAUCUUGAUUGCUAUGGGAAACAAAAAAUGGGUAAAAUUUUAAGUAUUUUAUUACUAUAAUAAAAGUAUUUAAUUACUUUGUUUUUUUUUUUGUUUUGUUUUGUUUUUUGCCUCUAUGUCAUGUAAAAUAUAGUGCUAUAUAGAUAAAAAUACUUUCGAAUUAAGGUAAUUUAUUUCUAUGAUGCUUGGAUUAUUGGAAUAUUAUUAUUGUAUAGGGAUCAAGAUAUAAAUUUAAUGAGCUCGAUCGAUUGGAGUCUUUGUA
Molecule: messenger RNA, 1058 nt
Organism: Capsicum annuum
Lineage: Eukaryota; Viridiplantae; Streptophyta; Magnoliopsida; Solanales; Solanaceae
Product: protein LIGHT-DEPENDENT SHORT HYPOCOTYLS 10
Exons: 1
Coding region: 199-798 (199 amino acids)
Biological process (GO): response to light stimulus; mRNA transcription
Cellular component (GO): nucleus
Source: RefSeq, a predicted model, not a curated record